Hemibagrus wyckioides is the source of this 818-nucleotide messenger RNA. It is a transcript of the gene gpha2, whose product is annotated as glycoprotein hormone subunit alpha 2. Gene Ontology annotation, molecular function: hormone receptor binding; hormone activity. The transcript has 4 exons. The coding region runs from base 107 to 514 and encodes 135 amino acids. The record is from RefSeq and is a predicted model, not a curated record. Gene Ontology annotation, biological process: cell surface receptor signaling pathway. Lineage: Eukaryota; Metazoa; Chordata; Actinopteri; Siluriformes; Bagridae. Gene Ontology annotation, cellular component: extracellular region.
UGAACUUACACAACUUAUUGUAGAGAGAUUGUAAAAGAGAGAAGACUUCCACACUGACCCUCACACAUCAGGACAACCCGAUUCAUACCAACAGGACACUGUCCCCAUGGCUCAGCGCGUGACCUCUGAUUGUCUUGUGCUCAUGCUGCCUAUAGUGCUGCUGGGUUUAUUGACUCCGUUUAGCUGGAGCACUGAUGGUCUGGGCCCGGGCUGCCAUCUUUACCCCAUUAAUGUGACUGUCAGAAGUGACAGGAGCGGGACAUGUCAAGGAGCUCGUGUGGUGUACGCCUGUGUGGGUUACUGUGACUCUAGAGCAUUUCCCUCCCGCUACUCUGUCCUGCUGGCAUCUAACUUCACUCGUAACAUCACCUCGGUUUCACACUGCUGCACCAUCAGCAAAGCCGUCAAGGUCAAAGUUCGUGUGGAAUGCCCUGAAGGCCAUCGCCAUGACAACAUCGAGAUACUAACAGCGCAGGCCUGCCGUUGUCAUAUGUGCCACAAGGCUCGUUACUAAGCCAUCAUAGUAACAAGAGUUUGUUACAUCUAUAUAUAUCCUACUCAGAGAGAGAGAGAGAGAGAGAGAGAGCAAAGAAGAAGAUGAAAGCAGAAGAUUAUCAUGCAGAAUGCAGAUUAUACCCAAAAGCACUCCGCUCCUUCAGACAUUCUUACUGAACUUCCAAUACAUAUUUUUUCCUUUUAAAUUGUUUUGACAUUGUUACAUGUUUAUUAUGAUGUGAACAAACAAAAAUGUCAAUAAUGCAAUUAAAAAAUAAAUCAAUAAAAUAAACAAGCCAGACUUCACACAAUUAAUGUACACA